Moneuplotes crassus is the source of this 682-nucleotide messenger RNA. Lineage: Eukaryota; Ciliophora; Spirotrichea; Euplotida; Euplotidae. The record is from the annotation of a GenBank genome assembly.
AAUGGAAGAAAAUAAGGAAGAUGUCCCUCUUGAGGGUGCUGAAGAGGAAGAGAAGUUGCCAGAUGACAACCCUGAUGCUCAAGAACAACCUGGUGAUGAAAAUGCCUCUCCCACUCAGAAUGUAGUCAAAGAUGAUGCAGAUGCAGACCCUGAUGCAGGCCCUGCUCUCAUAGAAGGAGCAGAUGGAAUUCCUUUUGGAGAAGAGGAAGAAAAGAAGAAUGAGAAUGUAUCCCCGGAGGUCUUUGAGAAUAUCAAGACUCUUUUUGAAGUCUUUGAUGAAGAAGGGACUGGUUAUGUUGAUAUACAAGAACUCUUUGUAAUCAUGAAGGCACUUGAUGUCAAACCAUUAGAGGAGGAAGAGGAAGAUCUCUUAAGAAAAGCAGAUCCUAAUGAUGAAGGAGCGUUUACAAUGGAUGGACUCCUAUCAAUAAUGGAAGAGAAAUUAAGACCUACGGAUACAGUUGAAGACUUAAUUGAGCAUUUAAAUAUUCUUAACAGGAAAAAGGACGGAGGAACUAUAGCUACUCCUGAGCUAAAGCAGUUCCUUACAACUAUGGGAAUGAAGUUUAGUGAAGAAGAAGCUGAAGCGAUGAUCAAGGAAGCUGAUCCUAAAAAUGAUGGUAUUGUUUCUAUCGAAGCAUUUGCUACAAAAUUAUGCCCAGUUCCUAAAGAACCCAAGUAG